Molecule: messenger RNA, 873 nt
Organism: Vicia villosa (hairy vetch)
Lineage: Eukaryota; Viridiplantae; Streptophyta; Magnoliopsida; Fabales; Fabaceae
Exons: 1
Coding region: 1-873 (290 amino acids)
Source: RefSeq, a predicted model, not a curated record
AUGCUGGCUCUUUUGAUAUUUGGGAUAAUUUUGCUCCCUAAAAAUGUUGAUUAUAUUGAUCCUGCUGCUAUUCAUGUUUUUGUAUCUGUUAAGGUUUUUAGGAUGGAUCCAACUCCUACUAUUUUGGCUAAUAUUUACUAUACUAUCCAUGCCCGUUGUGAGAAAAAGAAAGGGAUGAUAUUUUGUUGUGUUCAUAUAUUAUUUUCUUGGUUAACAUCUCAUCUUUAUAAGGCAAGUUAUUUGGUCAAGGAUCUAACUAGGCAAGAAUGGUCACAAAAACUAAGGACAAUCAAGGUUGAUUCUAUCUUUGGGUAUGCAAGAAAGUUGAACUUCGAAAGGAUUAUUUAUAGGUGUGGGGAUUUUCAUAAUGUUCCUUUAAUUGGGACAUUGGGUUGCAUUAACUACAACCCUGUACUAGCGCUGCGUCAGUUGGGUCAUUCUAUGGAUGAUAAACCUUCCGAAGAACAAAUUAUGGAACUAAUUCUGCAUAAUAUGGGAAAGGGAGAACCAAGAGAGUUAAAGAAAGUAAUCCAUGCUUGGAGUUUUGUUCAAACAAAGAAUUUUGGACCAAAGAAUGUCAUAGCCAAAGAACCCUACACUAGUUUGGUCCUUGAAAGAGUUAAGAAAAAUCCAUUGCCAUUUGUUGUGGACCCUGCAUAUAAGCCUGAUAUUCCUAAUCCAGUUCUCUUAUCCGUGGAAGAGGUAGAAGAACUAAGGGCGGCCCUGGAGGCUUCCCAAAAGGAAAAGGAAGACUUAGAGCUUAAAAUGCUUCAAUUAACUAAUGAAAGAAGUCAACUGCGUCUUGGCGUCAAGGAGAAAAACCAAGAGCUUCAGGUUACCAAGGAAGAAGGUGAAAAGGAGAGGGUAAAAUAA